GCGAUGAAAAGAUGGCGCACGUGUGGGUGAAUAAUUCCGUUGUCAGAUAACUGUCAAAAAAAGAUAGCCCGAACAAGGACUCUUCGUUCACUGUGUCUACUGUGUGUAUUGACUGAUUGCACUACAUUAUGGCAUUUCUCGAGUGGAGACGCAUCAAUUUCUUCGACCUCAAAAAGGAGGUCGACGGUGGAAAGAUAGCUGAAGCACUCGGAGAGGCUCAAGUCACCGUAGCUACGAGUGGUAACGGCAACUUGGUCUUCGGAGAUAACACUGGUGUCGUGCAUAUAGUAAAUAGGACUUACGACAUCACCACUUUUCGUGCAUAUGAAAUCACGUUAACGUUAGCUCAGCAAGUUCAACAUUCCACUCUCUUAUUUACCAUUGGUGAAGACGAACCAGGUUGUAAUCCUACGAUGAAAGUUUGGAAUUUAGGUAAACCGGACAAGCAGGGCAAUCCGACAUGCAUUCGUAUAAGUAGGGCGAUACCUAGCUACAGAGCAGUUCCUGCAACUGCUUUAUGUGUGCAUAGUAAUCUCUCGUUAAUGGCUGUUGGUUUUGGAGAUGGUUCCAUUAUGCUUUAUAGGGGUGAUUUGACUAGGGAAAGGAAGAACUGGAUAAAGGUGUUAAAAGAUACCAAUCUUUCGAUCACUGGUCUAGCUAUAAGAUCCACAGGCAAACAAAUCCACUUGUUCGUCGCGACGCCUAAAAGUGUCUUUUUAUAUAACGUUACCGCUAAGGGUAAAGAAUUUAAGUUUCCCUUGGAUGACAUGGGUUGUGCCAGAAAGUGCAGUGUCCUUACAGAGUCUAUGCAAGACAGUCACUUCAUGAUUGGUCGCGACGAUGCAAUCUAUUGCUAUACGCCAGAUGGUAGAGGUCCUUGUUACGCGGUAGGAGGUCAGAAAAUAAUGUUGGAAUGGUUUAGAAGUUAUUUGGUAAUUGUAGCAAAAGAAGCUGCCAAUGUUCCAAGAUCAACCACCAUUUCUGCAAAACCAAGGCAAACAUUUUAUACGCGUAUUAAUUAUUACGUUAUGCAUGAAUACGUUUACCAACAGAUUGUAUUUAUUUGUAGUACUAUAGAACCAAUACCUCCAGGAGUAGAUAAGCAUAUAAUUACAGUAAUCGAUAUACAAAAUAAGUUCAUUGUCUUUUCUGCGUCGAUGCUCUCUGUGCAAGCUGUGUUAUCGGAGUGGGGUGGAUUUUUUAUACUUAGCGGUGACGGCAAGCUUUAUCAUUUAGAUGAGAAAGAUUUGCAGUCGAAAUUGGCGUUACUUUUCAAAAAGAAUUUAUACGAUGUAUCUAUAAGAAUAGCUAAAAAUCAACAAUACGAUGCCGAGAGUCUCAUAGAUAUAUUUCGACAAUACGGAGAUCAUUUGUAUUUAAAAGGCGAUCAUAACGGUGCAAUAGAACAAUACAUAAAAACUAUUGGCAAAUUAGAGCCUUCGUAUGUAAUCAGAAAAUUUUUGGACUCGCAGCAUAUCGAUUAUUUGACGACUUAUUUGCAAGCGUUACAUAAAAAUGGACAGGCAACGGAAGAUCAUACUACGUUGUUGUUGAAUUGUUACACAAAACUAAAUCAUACGGAUAAAUUGAAAGAAUUCAUCAUGACGAAAGAUAGAGAGGUUGAUUUCGACGUCGAAAUUGCGAUAAAAGUCUGUCGUCAAGCAUCGCCAGAGGAUGCCCUGCUUCUCGCUCAAAAACAUGGUAGACACGAAUGGUACCUUCGUAUUCAAAUAGAAGACAAACACGAGUACGAGAAAGCGCUGGAGUACAUUGCAACUUUAGAGUUCGAAGAAGCAGAGUCUAAUAUGAAGAAAUACGGCAAUAUUCUUAUAGAAAAUGUGCCAAAAGAAUCUACACAAUUUUUAAAAACUUUAUGUACCAAUUAUAGGCCUUCCAACAAACCACUUGUAGACCAGGAAACAUUAGAUGGUACCAUGGACCAACAUAUUGACAAAGCCAAUCCCGAAGACUUUAUUCAUCUGUUUUUAAACAACUCGGAACAACUAGUAGAGUUCUUAGAGCAUCUAGUAAAAUUUGAUACCAAGUGGAGUACUUUGGUGUACAAUACACUAGUAGAACAUUACCUUCAUGUGUGGUCAGCCUUAGACAACGAUGUGGCGAAAGUACAAUACGAACAGAAAAUAGUUCGGCUUUUACAAAGCUCAGAGGCAUGUUACGAUAAAGAUCAGAUAUUAAUCUUGUGCCAUCAACAUAACUUCAAACGUGGUCUACUAUUCCUUUACGAAGAAAGUAAACUAUAUCAGGAAAUAUUGCGAUAUCAUUUACGAGAAGGUGACAGCGAACAAGUUUUAGCUACUUGCAAACGAUUUGGCCAUCAAGAUCCAAAUUUAUGGGUUCAAGCUUUGUGGAGCGUUGCAAGGAACAAAGAAGCUCCGCUCAAGCUUCUUGCAGAUAUACUAACUUACAUAGAACAAGAGAAACUUCUGUCGCCGCUGAUGGUAAUCGAUGCAAUUUCAACUUCGCUUUCUUGUACCUUGGGUGACGUCAGAACCUAUUUAAACAAUGUAUUGCGAACGAAUCAUGAACAAACGCAAGCAGAUGUAGAAUUAACCGAGAAGUAUCGGGCAGAUACUUUAAAAAUACGAGAACAAAUAGAAUCUAUCAAGAAUAGCACGAUAAUCUUCCAGGGAUCUCGUUGCAGCGCGUGUCAUUAUCAGUUAGAGCUGCCGUCGGUACAUUUUAUGUGUCAGCAUUCGUAUCAUCAACACUGUUUCCAAAGCUUCUCUGAGAACGAAAACGAGUGUCCAGUUUGUUUGCCAAACAAUAAGAAGCUGUUAGACAUCAUCAAGGCACAGGAACAAUCGAGAGAUCUUCACGAAACGUUUCACAGUCUACUCGAUCGCGCGGAAGAUCCGUUUUCAUUGGUUGCUGACUACUUCGGUCGCGGAGUAUUUAAGAAAUUAACGGUGAUCACUGAUACAGAUAAACCGUUGUCAGCUGCAUCUACAAGAUUCGAAGAACCACCUAAUUACGGACCAGGAGCGGAAGCCAGGAUCCGACUACUAGAGGGAAAUAGUUCAACUUUAGGAAAAAUUGAGCCCCGUCGACCCCAAGAUAACUUCCCUGUAGCAGCGGAUGAUCGUCUACGAUCAUUUCCAAAACCUGACGUUUAUUCCUCGUCGAUGGAAGGAAACUCUGGUGGUAUGAACGUGUCCACUUCUCGAGAAAAUUCAAGAAAAGUUUCACCGGUGCCUAUAAGGGAGGCUCGAAUUUUGAACAGUUCGACACCAAAAUCGUCGCCGAUUCAGAAGGCUUUCGUGCCUCCGAAAACACCGAUUGUGCCAUCCAAACUGUUCAAAACGAACGACUAUGAUGAAUCAAAGAAUCCAUUUUCCGAGGAAAAAGACGAAGACCAUUUAAAUCCGUUCAACGACGAUGACGCUGAUGACGACGACUAUAAUAAAAACCUGAACCCCUUCGGUAGAUAAACUUCAUUUCUUUCUCGAGCUCAUGCAUAAAUAGUAAAUGAAUUAAAGGUUAUCACACAGACCAAGAUCUGUUGAGGCUUGAAAAGAAACAUACAAUGUCGUAAACAUUAUUAUUGUAUGCAUUGUAAAUGAAUUCGAUAGAUUCAGUUUAGCUUCGAUUAGUGCGAUUCUCGUCGGGGAUACAACCGUUCCUCCUUG
This is a messenger RNA of Hylaeus anthracinus, 3647 nucleotides long. It is a transcript of the gene Vps11, whose product is annotated as vacuolar protein sorting-associated protein 11 homolog. Gene Ontology annotation, cellular component: endosome; HOPS complex. Gene Ontology annotation, biological process: vacuole organization; endosome organization; vesicle-mediated transport. The transcript is spliced from 15 exons. Bases 129 to 3449 code for a protein of 1106 amino acids. The record is from RefSeq and is a predicted model, not a curated record. Lineage: Eukaryota; Metazoa; Arthropoda; Insecta; Hymenoptera; Colletidae. Gene Ontology annotation, molecular function: protein-macromolecule adaptor activity; protein binding.